Molecule: messenger RNA, 915 nt
Organism: Serpula lacrymans var. lacrymans S7.9
Lineage: Eukaryota; Fungi; Basidiomycota; Agaricomycetes; Boletales; Serpulaceae
Exons: 5
Coding region: 92-856 (254 amino acids)
Biological process (GO): heterochromatin formation; leading strand elongation; DNA damage response
Cellular component (GO): CHRAC; epsilon DNA polymerase complex
Molecular function (GO): chromatin DNA binding; protein heterodimerization activity
Source: RefSeq, a predicted model, not a curated record
GGCGCAUGAUCAUUGUCACAUUCUCCAGCCUUAAUCUGCAGUCUCACCAUCGCACUUCCCUUGGAGCCAUCGCCAUCCCCCACUUUAGAAAAUGCCUCGCAAAGAUGCCACAUCGGGGCCAAUAUCUGCACAAGCCCAGCAAGACCUAGUAUCAGAAGGCAUAGAGAACUUUGAGCUGCCAAAAAGCUUGGUUACGAAAAUCGCGAAAUCGUCGAUACCCGAAAAUUCCAAAUUGCAGAAAGAUACGGUCUUAUCCCUAGUCAAAGGCUCAACCGUGUUUAUCAACUAUCUCGCUGCCACCGCUCACGAUGUCGCGCAGUCGAAACAACACAAAAGCAUUUCGGCGUCAGACGUCCUCAAAGCCCUUGAAAUUAUCGAAUUCGGAGACCUCGUAGACAAUCUUCAAGCUGAGUUGCAAGUGUAUCGCGACAACGUGAAAGGUGACAAAGGGAAGAAAAGUGGUGCCACCAGCUCUUCUGCUAGUAAAGGAAAGGCCAAGGAGACAGAAUCUAUUUCUUCGACUUCUCGGUCCAAAGGAAAAGAACGAGCCGUACCUCUUCCGCCCCCGUUUACAUCUGUGCCACGAGCAACAGCCCUUUCGUCUAUAUCUCAGGGCGACACUAACGGAGCAGAUGAUGAUUUGAUGGAAGAAGACGAUGAAGAAGAAGACGAUGACGAGUUGGCCGAUAUUGGGGCAGAGGAGGACGAUGAGGGAGUAGAGGAGGACGAGAUUAUCGAUGAAGAUGACGAGGAGGGUGAGGGGGAAGAAGAGCCUGUUGACUUAAUGGCUGUCGAGAACAGUGAACUAAGGGAGGAUUCUAUGGUUUUAGAUCUGCCAGACGAUGCUGAGGAAUAAUGAAUUUGUCCUUCAAACUUGGUCCCCAAUGCUGGAUGUAUUUUACUUGUGCAGACUCA